Molecule: messenger RNA, 1881 nt
Organism: Misgurnus anguillicaudatus (oriental weatherfish)
Lineage: Eukaryota; Metazoa; Chordata; Actinopteri; Cypriniformes; Cobitidae
Source: RefSeq, a predicted model, not a curated record
UACAGGAUUACAAAUAAAGGAUGUGGCUUUCAGCUUUUUAAAGCACUGAGUUCUUACACCUAAUACUAGCCUGAAUUUCUCUUUUCUUUGAAGUCAUUUUUCUCUUAAAUCGAAACCCCCCCUGGGUUUUUAAUUUCAAAAUCAUCAUAAUUGCGAAGGAGGACUUUUUUGUACUGUAUUUUUCAACAAGGAUAGGAAAGACUUUCUCCUUUGAGUCAGAAUGAAUCGGGUGGAAGAAUGGGUGCUGGAGAACAGGAGCAAGAUCGAGAAAGGAAUGGAAAUCAUGGGGCAGGGGUGUGAGGUUUUAGCAGUCACCGUGGGACAACUCCACCCCAUCCUGGAGGCCGUGUUCAUGGUCUCAGCCGAGCUCCUCAACAACCCGGAGGGUAAAGAGGCCAAGUACCUCACCGAACAGUUUGAGAAGAUCAACCAGAAACUCGAAGGCAUCCAAAAUGAAAUCGGCAAAAUAGCUUUGGAGCUGCAGCGGACAUCCAUGAACAAGCAAAACUUUGACAGGGAGGCGCAGAUGGUCAGCCAGUACGAGAAGUUUCAAGACUUUGUCAAUGCUAAGCCCAAGUUCAAGAAGAAAAAGAAGGACAUUUUUUUGAGCCAAUAUGAGAACACAGAAGCAGAUUUGAACAUCGAUUCCUUGUACAAUGCAGUAAUUGGAGAAAACACCUCUGGAGUUCCCAUGCUGGACACUGUGGUCAACACUGAGCAGCGGAGCAGAAGGGCGGUGGAGAAGUUUUGCGCCAGGCUAAAGAAGCUGUUUUUUGUGGGAAUUAUAGCAGUCAUGGGUCACACUGCCCUAAAGGAGGGAGCUGUAGGCGAAGCCAUUGUCAAGAAAUGGCAGGAUCGCAUGGAAGAGGUUGAGAAACGUAUGAAGGCAGCCGUGGACGAAUGCAUCAAGAAUUUCCUAGAGCAGGCAGAGAUUGAUGUGAAGCAGCAACUUGGGGAGCGGCAAGCCUCGGUUGACCCAGAGUUCACUUCAUUUAUACUCGACAUCCUUGCCAAGAAAUACGACUGGGUGUGUUGGUCGGUUCGGGUCUUCAACCACAGUGGCCUGUUCUUCUGGAACUGGCUUGCGGGCAAACCGUACCACGGAGAGGGAGAAAUUGGCAACUCUAUUGAUCUUCUGACCGAAAACGGCAUCAGAAUCGUGGUGUCGUUCAGUGCAGACCCGAAACCGAUCAACAAGAGCCAGGUGCUGGAACAGAUUGAAACUCAGAAGUUAAAGGGUAACAUGAUGUCUGUGGCUCAGUCUCUGUGCAGCUCUCUUCCCAACACCAUGGUUUAUACCGUAAGCCGCUAUAAGAACAUAGAGGAGAAAAACAACUUUCAUCAAGAAUGUUACUACUUUGGGAUUCACAAAAAUGCCUAUUUUUGCAUUCAUUCUAAAUAGAUGUGUGAAGACUGGAAACAUACAAAUGGCUAUCAGUCUUCAAUAUAUUUUUUAUAUUAGAAGUAUGAUCGUAUCAACAUGAGAUAAUGAGAUAAUUUUUUUUUCAGCAUUAAUCCAGAGCUUUUGUCAAGCAGGAAGUGCGCUUCACGCUCCAAGAGACCAACAUCCAUGCAAACAGCCACCAAACGCCACCAGUAGAAGAUCGCCUCGAACGGAAAGCGCGUUUCCUGCUUUGGCAUUCACGCUAAUAGUGUUGUAAAUAACGUUCAGUUUCUUGCAAAAACUGAUUGAUUUGUUUCACAACACGUCAAUAUGUCACACAGAGUUAUGGGGGAUUACUUUUGUAUUGGAUAUAUAUGCUUUAGCUCUUAAAGUGGCGGAUCGGUUGACUUGCAUGACAGAGCCCUGGGGUUUCUGCAAAAUAUCUCCUUUAUUGUUCUACUGAUGAAAAAACAUAUUGGAUGGUGUAAGUGUUAGUA